Messenger RNA from Mytilus californianus (California mussel), 9793 nucleotides. RefSeq lists its product as uncharacterized. Gene Ontology annotation, cellular component: cell-cell junction. The record is from RefSeq and is a predicted model, not a curated record. Gene Ontology annotation, molecular function: cell adhesion molecule binding. The coding region runs from base 536 to 3631 and encodes 1031 amino acids. The transcript is spliced from 15 exons. NCBI's taxonomy places the organism in Eukaryota, Metazoa, Mollusca, Bivalvia, Mytilida, Mytilidae. Gene Ontology annotation, biological process: cell-cell adhesion.
UUAAAAAGGAGGUCAUAUAAUAGGGGUCGUCCGUAAUGAUGGUAUAGAAUUUUGAAUGUCACUUGCAAAUGAAGGCAUAUCAAAUAUGGAAAAAAAUGUUGCCUUGCAACAGACCACAUACGGACCCUCACAUAGUCGUUGCUAGGGUACAUAAGGCGUGGCACUCUCUGUACACGAGGAAUCGUAUUUAACGUCUCCAUUUUGACCAUAUUGAUUGUAUCCGACUUUUUAUUCUAACAAAGAUAUUAUUAAGAAAAUAAUUUUAUCUCAUACGAUAUUGUAAUAAAUAUGUCUUUUGUUUAGUUCAAAAGGCACCGGGGUCAUUGAAGGAUAUUCCUGCCCGUUCGUGUGUCUGUCCACUACAAACCUAGUUUCUGUAUAUUAUUUGGAACCUUUAAAAUUAUCUCUUUAUGAUUUCCCAUACCUCUUCUUAUAAAAUUUAAUGAAAAAGGAAGUAAUCCUAACACAGGAAAAGAUAUUUUAUAAAUUAGAAGUAUAAAUAAUUUUCUGAUUACUUUUCCUGUCGUCACAAGAGAUGAUUUCCGACUACAUCACAUUUUCGUGUAAUCCGAGGACGCCAGUUAUAGUGUUUAUUAAAUACAGAAUGGAGUUAAUUCACAUUUUCUUAUUUUUUAGCGUUGAUUUUCUUUCUGUGAUGCUGGCUACUGGUAAACCAGACAAACCAAAGGAUAUCAAAGUAACUGUUACAGGAAACACUACCAAAGUGUCCUGGCAAAUUCCACUACAGACUGGCUUUUCAAGAAUAUAUCUGAAAAACUCAGCAACAACGUACGUUUCUUUGGACUUACCAAGGAGCGUCUCGACAGAAAGGCGUAGAAUGAAUAGGGAUUUACAUGCACCAGCAUCCAGUAUUGUGAUUGAGGGAUUACAGAUGUGUUCUGAAUAUGUCGUCAUAAUUAUGAUUUAUGGUGAUGGAGCAUUUUCAGAAGAAACCGAACAAAAGUUUUGGAUAACCAAUGAGCUAGAACCACCUAAAAAUGUUACAAUACAAGUUAUCGGAAAUAUUGCUAAAAUCUCGUGGACAAUCACAACAACCCAUGAGGUAAACACUUCGCUGGUUUCUCUUUUCGAUUCAAAUGGAACCAAAGUGUCAAUCGAUUCAUCAAACAACUAUAAAUAUUUGAAAUUUCGAGUCAGAAGCUAUGAGAUUAUUAAUCUAACGUUAUGCUCAGAAUAUGCUGUCAAAAUUGAAUACCAAAGUCGAGGAGUGUGGUCAGGCGUCACCGAACAGAAGUUUUGGAUGACAAACAAUACUUUUACUGCUGACAUCAAUGACGAUGCAGUGUUAUCAUGGACGACCAAUAAGACCAACGAAUUUAAGGUCAUGGCGCCCUUUAAUUCGAAAGUCAUAUAUAGCGUACAAUUCGGCAAUGCGAACAUACCUAAUUCUGGAGAGGAGAAAUACAUAUUUGACAAAACGACACAGGAUGUGAGAGCCAUAAACAUAACAGUCAUCCGUGUAAACAAGGCAGAUGCUGGGAUAUACAGAGCAGAAGGAGAUAACAAACAUGUGGAUGGGUGCUGUUUGUUAAUUGUAACAAGUAAACCGAUAAAUACAAAAUUAACUCUUAAACCUGAGCAUCCAUUUGUUGGUGAUAAUGUAACUUUUACGUGUUCUUCAACGAUACAGCGAUGGCCUGCAGGAUAUAGAUCUUCACACCUGUCAUAUCAAUUUCAUGGGAACAAACCUGGAGCUACUGACAACAAUAGGUUAAUGAUACACACACUUACUAAGUCGGACAAAGGAACAAACAUAAAAUGCCAGGCAACUGAUGAUCUUGGAAAAGUGUCAAACAUGAGUAAUACUGUUACAUUAGAUCCGUAUUAUGGUCCUGACAAUGUUGUGAUGGAACCUGCGAUCGCAAUUAUUAAUUUAACAGAAGGAACCGCAUUAGGCCCUAUACAUUGUAAUGCAACCUGCAAUCCUGGAUGUAAAUACACAUGGAAAGAAAAUUGGGCAGGUAGAUUCAAACCCGUUCCAAAUGAAUUCAUUUUAAACAACAACCGGAGUGUACAUGUUCUAGCAAUAAAGAGGAAUCAAAACGGAACCUACCGUUGCAGGGUAGAUCAUUCUACAGGUGAUGUAAAGAAGACAAAAGACAUAUUAGUGAAUGUACAGUAUUCUCCUAAAAUAACUGAUAUCUGGUUUAGUUCUAACGAUCAGAGAUAUGAAGUACGUACUCCUACAACUUUUGAUUUCAAUGAAGAGGUAAAUGUGAAGAUGACACUGCGUAUGGAAAGUAAUCCUGGUCCGCAAAUAAUGUUUAAAUCUUCCUUGUUGAAAAUUCAACGUAUUAAUAAGGGAAAUGGGUUUAUUGAUUACAUAUCUAACCUACCUUCUCUUAGAUGUGAAGAUUCGGGAAACUUCUCAAUACGGGCUAGUAAUGGGAUACCAUUUGCAGAUACCAGAACGGUGAACUUAAAAAUAUGUUGUAAACCUAGGAAUGCCACAGCAAAAUCAAGACAAAUAGGAACAAAAGUGGAUACAACUGAAAACAUAGUAAUGCAUGUAGUAUCGUUCCCGUUGCCAACUGUAGAGUGGUGUCGUGUGACUCGGUCCGAUUGGACUGUUACGAAAGAAAGAUAUGAUUACAGAUAUAAAAUUGAAUCAGAAAUACAUAUUGAAUCGGAAAAGGACCUUGGUGUGUAUGGAUUAAAGAUAUGUAACAAAUUAGGAUGUAUUGAGGAAAAUAUCACUUUGACACCGGAAGAUAAGCCAGAAGCACCGACAAAUGUUUCAGUCGAGACAAUAACAUUCAGAUCAGUAAACUUAUCCUGGAUUGUUGGGUUUAAUGGCGGACACAAGCAAACAUUUUCCGUCCUUUUUAAAGCUACAGAUAAUGACAACUGGGAAACAAGGGAAGAAGUACAUACUGGAGAGUCUACGACGGGGAGUAAGGUAUACUACACAUUGGAUCAUCUUGCAGCAAACAAGCAAUAUCACGUAAUCGUAAGGUCAACAAACAAACAUGGAAACAGGAGUGCAUCACUGGAUUUCAAAACAAAAGUGGAACCUACUUUAGCAUCGCCAUCGAAAUCGGGUUCCGAUUCAAUCCCGAUUGCUUGUGGUGUUGUUGGUGUACUUCUGAUUAUAGUUAUUACUCUAUUAGUGUUUUUCAUCAAAAGAAAGAAACGCAGUAAAACUGAACCAAAAGAAAGCAAUGUGUUGUAUGCAGCAGUUGAUAAGGAACAACAGAAAAGCAAACGGCGAAAUACGGAAAAGGAAGAUUCCAAAGAACCUGCGAAUGCCGAGUAUGCGUCUGUUGUCAAACCAAAAUCUAAAUCUAAAAAGGUACACUACAAAGAAGACGUAACUGAAUCAGCAAACGAUGAAUAUGCAGUUGUGGACAAAUCAAAUAAAAAGAUAGAUUACACAGAGAACGACAAUGUAUAUGCAAAUCAAGGCGAUGCAGAUUUGCUUAUACAUCAACCGUUGAAAACAAAGCCAUCUGGACGGAGCAAAAAUAAGGAUGGUUUGACAUACAUAGAAGUAUCCUUCACAAAGAAGCCAAAACGACGUCGUAUCAUUGGAGCUGAAAACAGGACUGACUAUGUUGAUAUCGAUUUCACAAGGAAAGCUGAUCCAUUACCAGAUAGUUCAGAUCAAUAACCUCUUUAUAACUGAUUUUUUUUUCUAGUCAAGUAUUGUUUUAAACAUGUUUAAAUAUCGAAUAUGUUUUAACAGUUUGAAGUGUAUCACUUGUACAUUCGCAAAAAUGUUAAGAGGAUCUGGAUGGGAUUAAUAGAAAAUAGAACUAACAUAUACAAAGUUGGGUAACGAUUGACAGCAAAAAUAAAGGAAUAGAGAUUAAUGGCCUAAAAACUAAAGUAUACAUAAAUAAAUACAUCCUCAUUCAGACCCUCGCACUAAGUAUUCCAAAACUUCAGAUCAAUCUGACUCGAAAUAACCGAAGUUCUUCUUUCAGAUGAAAAUAUUGCUUGUGUGUAAGUCAAGCCGUAACUUUAAAAAUUAACAAUAAAACUGGAAGGUCUGCAGUGUCAUUUUUGAUUUCGAAUACUUUUUAAAAGUCAUACACCCACCAUUGCAGUGUGUUUGUGUGUGAGAAAAAAAAGAGAUAGAGAGAGAGAGAGAGAGAAUUUAAUCUAAAAUGUUUUUGUUAAAGUGCACAUCUUGGUCAUUUUGUUAUCAAGAGAUAGAAAGAAUGUUCUACUGUCAUGUAAAAAAUGUUUUGCUUUUUUUUAAUUUUGCACGAUACAGCUUUUUGAUGUUUAUCUUUUCAUUUACAUGGUUUUUUUUUAAUUGUUGUUAUCAAUUAUUUUAAUGUGUUACUAUAUUGUAUAUAUAGCUUUCCAGCCCUGAUGAAUAUUCGUUUAUUAGUCCAAAUUCGAUUCAUGUAAAAAUUCGCAAUAAGUUAAUGAACUAAAAAUACACUUGAACUCAAUCAAUAAAAUUUACCCUCAGAUCAAUUUACAAACUAUUCUAAUGCACAGAAUUUUGAUUAUUUAAAUUUAAUAAGAAAAUUUGUUUCAUUUCCGAUUCAAGUCGAUGACCUGGAAUGUAUCUAGUCUAGAUAUACGUCAUUUUUUACCAACCACCAGAGAUAAUUGCAUAUUUUUUUAUAAAAUAUUCUUUGAAAUCGUUAAAACAUAAGUGUUCUAUAACAAAAUACUCCUGAUUAAUUGACAUCUGUCAAAAGUUAAACGAAUAUUUCCCAUGCUACAUUUACAUUCUAAUCGGAACUACAUUACACCACUUUAAUUCAAAAUCCGUAACGCCAUUUUGUUUCAUUGUCCUUCAUUGUAAUAUUAUAUUUGUUUGUAGCAAUUUAAAUUAACAUAUUAUUGAACAUUAAACUGAUAGUAUCAUACACAACUGACUGUUCAAUCGUUAAUACGUUAUACUCGAUGACUUAGCGAUUGACUCAUUUUGCAUGUUCUUUUUGUUUUGUUUUUUGUUUUUAUUUAUUCGUUUUGCAUGCAUAAUCUUUAUUUUUGUUUGUUUUAUAUGUUUUGUAGAAUGUUGUAUGUCUUAAUUUGUUUUUCGUUUCGCCAUAAUGGUGUGGGUUAACUCCAACUUGUGUGUUUUAUUAUCCCCUCUCCCUGUUUUAUUUUUGUUUAAAAGAGCGGACGAAACGCCAUCGUCAAGAAACCAAAUUAAAGGAGAAAACUAAAGUUGUCCCGUUUAUCAUAUAUUUAGACAUAAAGGUUACCAUGGGAAUGAGUUACUUACAUCCGUGUAAUUUGUAAUUUCCAUUACCAGAAAUUUCAGAUCAAUAACCUCUUUAAAACUGAUAUUUUAUCCCAAGUAUUGUUUUAACAGAAUUGAGAAUGGAAAUGGGGAAUACGUCAAAGAGACAACAACCCGACCAAAGAGUAGAAAACAGCCGAAGGCCACCAAUGGAUCUUCAACACAGCAAAAAAAAUCCCGCACCCGGAGGCGGGCUUCAUCUGGCCCCUAAAUAAAAAUGUGUACUAGUUCAGUGAAAAUGGACGUCACACUAAACUCCAAAACAUAUAAAUGAACUAAAAUUAAAAAACAUACAUGACUAACAAAGGCCAGAGGCUCCGACUUGGGACAGGCGCAAAAAUGCGGCGGCAUUAAACAUGUUUUAUGACAUGCUUAAAUAUGGAAACAUGUUUUAACAGUUUGAAGUGUAUAAAUUGUACAUUCGCAAAAAUGUUAAGAGGAUCUGGAUGGGGUUAAUAGAAAAAAGAAUAAUGGGAAACUAACAUAUAAAAAGUUGGUGAACAAUUGACAGCAAAAAUAAAGGAAUAGAGAUUAAUGGCCUAAAAACUAAAGAAUACAUCAAUGAAUUCAUCCCCAUCAAGACCCUCACACUAAGUAUUUCAAAAAUUCAUAUCAAUCUGACUAUAAAUCCCCGAAGUUCCACUUUCAGAUGAGAAUAUUGCUUGUAUGUCAGUCAGGCCGUAACUAUAUAACCGGCAAUAAAACUGGAAGGUCUGCAGGGUCAUUUUUCAUUCGAAUAUUUUUAAAAGUCAUACAAACUUAGAAAAUUUAAUCUAAAGAGUUUGUGUUAAAGUGCACACCUUGGUCAUUUUGUUAUCAAGAGGUAGAGAGAGUGUACUACUGUCAUGUAAAAUAUUUUGUUUUGUUUUUUUAAUUUUGCACGAUACAGCUUUUUAUGUUUAUCUGUUCAUUUACAUGGUGUUUUUUUUUUAUUGUUGUUAUCAAUCAUUUUAAUGUGUUACUUUAUUGUAUAUAUAGCUUUCCUGCCCUGAUGAAUAUUCGUUUAUUACAUUUUAUCUUGCAUAGAAUUAGUACUUCUGCGAAAGAAAAAAUCAAAAGUCCAAAUUCGAUUCAUGUCAAAAUUCGAAAUAAGUGAAUGAACUAAAAAAUACACUUGAACUCAAUCAAUAAAAUUUACCCUCAGAUCAAUUCACAAACUAUUUUAAUACAAAGAAUGUUGAUUAUUUAAACUCAAUAAGGAAAUUUGUUUCAUUUCCGUUUCAAGCCGAUGACCCGGAACGAAUCUGGAUAUACGUAAUUUGUUUUACCAACCACCAAAAAUAAUUGCAAAUUAUUUAUAAAAUAUUCUUCUAAAUCGUUAACACAGAAGUGAUCGAUAACAAAGUAUUCUUUAUCAAUUUACAUCUGUCAAAAGUUUAACGAAUAUUUCCCAUGAUACAUUUACAUUCUAUAGAAUCAGUUAAAUUACACCACUUUAAUUCAAAAUCCGUAACGCCAUUUUGUUUUAUUGUCCUUCAUUGUAAUAUUGUAUUUGUUUGCAGCAAUUUAAAUUAACAUAUUAUUGAACUUUAAACUGACAGUAUUAUACACAACUGCCUGUUCAAUCGUUAAUACGUUACACUCGAUGACUUAACGAUUGACUCAUUUUGUAUGUUGAUUUUUUUUUUUCGAUUUAUUCGUUUUGCAUGCAUAAUCUUUAAUUUUGUUUGUUUUAUGUGUUGUAAGAUGUUGUAUAUAUAUGAUUGUUUUCAUCGUUUUUCGUUUUGCCAUAAUGGUGUCUGUUAACUCCGACUUAUGUGUUUUAUUAUCACCUCUCCCAGUUUUAAUUUUUUUUAAAAGAGCCGUUGAAACGCCAUUGUCAAGAAACAAAAAUUAAAGAGAAACGUAAAGUUGUCCCGUUUAUCAUAUAUUUAGACAUAAAGGUUACCAUGGGAAUGCGUUACUUACAUCCGUGUAAUUUGAUCUGUAGUGGAUAGUUGUCUUAUUGGCCAUUAUACUACAUCUCCUUAUCGUUAUAUACUCGUGCAUGAUCAAAACCCUGGAAUGGUAAUUGUCUUAGUGAGUACUCUGAGCAUAAACCAUCAAACGCGUGAAGCCUUAAUUUAAAUACGUUGAUCUAUAAGUGUAAAUUUCAAAGAAUACACUUUGAAGCGUAGUAUUAUCGUACAUACAUGUACAUUUAAUUUUCAGAUUUGUCACCGAUUAAUUCUUGUUAUAACGCGUUGAUCGAUUGCUGUCAGUUCUUCAGACCGUGGGGAGAAACGCGUUUAUUAAGUAAUGAAACUUCUUUAUAAUUGUGGCGGAAUGCCAACAUUUUUAACCAUGCUCAUUGAUUUCAAGUAAUUUGAAAAAAAAACUCAUAUACUGCCCCGUUUUAGGGGAAAUUACUUCAGACGAUCUUAAAGUAGAUCGGAUGUCUUCCGCCAUCUUGGAUUGUAAAAUAACAGAAAACAAUCGGUCAAGAUCUUUAAUGAAAUCUGCAAAUUUUGAGAGAAGAAUGGAAUUCAUUUGUGAGAAUUUUCAUUUAGAUAAUAAAAAUCAUGUGUUUAUCAUAUUUUAAAGAUUGAAAACGGAAAAUUCAUGUUUGUUUUUUUUUUGUUUUUUUUUUUUUGUUUUUUUUUUGUUUUGUUUUUUUUUUCAACUUUGCCAUAUAAAGGGAGAUAACUGAAAUAAUGUAUUUUUUAUAAAGGAAUGUGUUAUGAAUUCACGUAUUUGGUUUAGUAGCAAGAAAACGAGUCCCGUGUCCUCAAUUUUUCUUUUUAUUUUCUGAAAGCACAUUAUAAGAUCUAUCUUCUUAUAUUUUAUUUUCGAAUUCUAUGGUUUAGGUUUCUUUUUAUCACUCAAACGUUUGGACUCUAUCAACAAUCUAUUCAAAAUCUGACAAUUUUGUAUAACCUGUAGCUUGAAAAAAGGCCCGGUGACCCUUACUUUUUAUUGAAAAAAAAAACAUGAUAUAAUGUACAUUUUGGCAAAUUAUUAAAAAACUAUAUGGAUUUUAAUUUAGACCUCCAUCUAACUUUAUAAAAACAAUUGGCAGUUGUGGUUUGGUGUAGCGUGUUUUUAUUGAACAUAUUUAUAAAUACAGUCUUCUUUUAUUUCAUUGUUCAGUAUAUUUAAAGUCAAAUAUCUGUAAAACGAUCCGUAUAAUUACUACAUUUGUAGUUGUGAUCCAAUUCAUGUUGUAACGCGAAAGAAGGAAGUAGAUUUUAUUGAAAGAAAAUACUGAUUUCCGGAAAUAAGCUGACGAUGAGAGAUUAGUAAGUACGUAAGUGAUUGAUACAAUACAUUGUCAACUUUCCGUUUGUUAAGUGUUUUUUCAUCUUUGUUUCCUUUUCAACUUCAGAUGACACUUCCACGCAUUCGCGGAACACCACGAGAUAUAGAUCGAUUUCUACUUUUAAAAGUUUGCUUUCAUCAAUAUGGUUAGCAACUGCUCAAAGGAAAUAUUUCUAACUAGGAAAAAUAGAGAGAUAAAAUCAAACUAAGUGAAAAAUUAUAUCACUUUCCGAUCUAUAUACAUGAAGUGGUUUCAGUUUUAGUUAAUUAUUUACGCAUUUUUAAUUAACAAAAAUAAACAUACAAUAUUCAAAUUACAUAUACAUGUGUAACAUGAUUGAUCAGUUUGAACACUGUUUUUAAUAUUUUCAAAUAUGAAUAACUAUUUAUAGCUCAUUCUUAAACAGCAUCCAGCUUAAAUCACUAAGUACAAAGAGGCCUGAACUUUCAUAAUUUUGUGAGGGGCUGGACGUGGGGCCUUCAUAUCUUUAUUCUUAAUUCUUUAUACCAUUUUUCUCUAUCCAUUAUAUUUCAGCAUCAUAAUGAGGGGAUGGUCAAGGUUAAGGGAACAUGGGAAUGAGGGGGCAGGAAGCGGGAGUCAUUGGCAGUAACCGAUGAAAGAGGGGAGUACAAAUAGAGAUGUUCUGGGGAAAAAGUUUUGAUCAAUUUCGUCUGGGAGUAAGGAGGAGGAAAGCAGGAGUAUGAGGGGAGGGAAGUGGAAGUCAGAGGGAGGUUAGUGGGACUUAGGGGUAGGGAAGUUGGAAUCAGGAACCCCCUGUCCACCCCUCCAUUAUUCUCUAUUUUUUAUUUUUCAACACACCAUUAUUCUCUUCUUUUUUAGCUGAUUAUUCUAUUUUCUUUAUUUUUUUGGCCAUUCUGCACUUUUGCCCAUUAUAUUUCUAUUCUGUAAAACCCAUCCAGAUCCUCUUUUAUAUAUAUGAAAAUGAAACCCUUUGGAUAGUGUACUGUAUUGUGGAGUAUAAAAAAAUAAUAUUUACUUCUUUGUACCUUACAGUUGAGCAAAAUAUAGAUUUUUUUUAAUUCUGUACAGAAACAAAAAGAUUCAGAACAUAUUUCUAACACUUGAAUUUGCACUUACUCACACCACUCCAGUCUACUUUUAUCUUAUAUUUUACCUUAAAUUGUUCAAUUUCCUUCUUUUUUUAUUUGUAGAAAAUACAUCUGUACAUUCAUAUCAUGUUUUCGUUGUGAUUUAAUGUUUUUGUGAUUAUAUUUUUAUAAGAAGAGGACUUCUCUAAUUUUGUAAUUAUAAUUUGUGUUCAAAGCUUUUUGCUUUUCUUUUCAAUAAAAUACCAUUAAACUAAA